Messenger RNA from Ictalurus punctatus (channel catfish), 3773 nucleotides. It is a transcript of the gene rgmb, whose product is annotated as repulsive guidance molecule BMP co-receptor b. The transcript has 3 exons. Gene Ontology annotation, biological process: BMP signaling pathway. Gene Ontology annotation, molecular function: coreceptor activity. Gene Ontology annotation, cellular component: plasma membrane. Bases 509 to 1804 code for a protein of 431 amino acids. Lineage: Eukaryota; Metazoa; Chordata; Actinopteri; Siluriformes; Ictaluridae. The record is from RefSeq and is a predicted model, not a curated record.
UCACUAUCGAUCACUCGGGAAAAGUCUGGAGGGCGGAGGGGGAAGGAUAGAUUUCCGUACGGAGGACGAUCGCGUAGUGUGUGUGCGUGCAUGCGUGCGUGCGUGUGUGCGUGCGUGCAUAUGGUGUGGUCGGAGCACGGAUUGAUUUUCGCCUCGCCUCGCGCUCGCGCUCGCGCUCUCUCACGGAGUGACCGUUUUGUGAAAAGAAGAGCACUAAAACUGCGUGUUGAAUUCCAGAAAUCCAAACACACACACACACACACUUUCUCUUUUUCACCUCCAGGACUCAGAUCUCUACUUCGAUUGUUUGCUCGUUGUGUUUUCGGGGCGCGGAUGGUGAGAAGCUGCGAUUGAAUGCCUUGUGCAUGGAGGAGUGAAGUUGGAGGAAAAAGAAGAAGAAGAAGAAGAAGAAGAGGAGGAGGAGGACGGGGAAAGCGGAGCUCCGGUUGUUGACUCGUUUGCGUGACGCGCGGAGUCUCCGGGUCGCUCCCCAUCGCGCGCUGGAUGGAUGGGCAUGGGGCAAACGGGAUCUUACUACCGCGGGGCUGAGCGCCUUCUCACCGCCUCUCUGCUGCUUCUCAUCACCCUCUCACUCCUGCUCCAGACUGGUGAAAGUCAGGUCCAGACUCCGCAGUGCCGUAUCCAGAAGUGCACCACAGACUUCGUCUCGCUCACGUCUCACCUGAACCCGUCUCUGGAUGGCUUCGACACUGAGUUUUGCAAGGCGCUUCGGGCCUACUCGGGUUGUACACACCGCACCGCCAAAAGCUGCAGGGGCAACCUGGUUUUCCACUCGGCCAUGCUGGGCAUUAGUGACCUCAUGAGCCAGAGGAACUGCUCCAAAGACGGACCAACGUCCUCCACACACCCGGCCGUUUCUAUCGAGCCCUGCAACUACCACAGCCGCUUCCAUCAUCAUCAAGCUGCACCAACCGCCACAGGCACAGGAGUCCCCGGUGCACCGGAGCACGCACGGCCCAACUACCUGUUCUGUGGCCUGUUUGGAGACCCGCACCUUCGGACUUUUAAGGACCAGUUUCAGACGUGCAAAGUGGAGGGGGCGUGGCCUCUUAUUGAUAAUAAUUACCUGUCAGUGCAGGUAACGAAUGUGCCAGUGGUGCAGGGAUCAAGUGCCACAGCAACAAACAAGAUCACUGUCAUCUUCAAACCGUAUCAGGAGUGCACAGAGCAGAAGGUGUACCAGGCGGUGACGGAUGACCUGCCAGCGGCGUUUGUGGACGGCACUGUUGUAGGUGGCACUAGUGAGAUGCGCAGCCUUGUGGUGCUGGAAAAGCUGGCGGGUCGCCAUGUGGAGCUGCACGCUGCCUACAUCGGUGUUACGGUGGUGGUGCGCCAGCUGGGCCGUUACCUUACGCUGGCCGUACGCAUGCCCCACGAGCUUGCUAUGGCCUAUGAUGACACUCAGGACCUACAGCUAUGCGUGAACGGCUGCCCCGCCUCAGAACGCAUCGAGCUGCCUGCUCUCGGCCUCCAGCAUGGCAGCACUCCCGCUCUCCCUCCUCUCUCUACUCCUCAGCAGGCCUUCAGUCUCGAGAGCGCCUCCAGGAAGUGCAGUGAGCAGCUGCAGGUCCAGGACAUCUAUUUCCACUCAUGCGUCUUUGACCUGCUCACCACCGGCGACGCCAACUUCACCGCCGCCGCCUACAGCGCCCUCAAGGACGUGGAAGCGCUGCACCCCGAGAGGGAGCGCUGGCACAUUUUCCCUCGUUCCACAGCGGGUUUAAGACUGACAGCAGCCCUGAAUGCACUUCUCGUUUGCUUAUUCGCCGCUGCACUUUUGUAAACAGCGUGGCCAGGACUGACUCGACUUUCGUAAUAAAAUUCACGGAAGCACGAGGAGACUUUGUAAACAAUCAGAGCAUUACUUGUAUAUAUUGUGUAGACGGAGGAGACAGGAGACGCUCCUUUGUAUGACUGUAAAUUUGUGUACAUGCCAUUUUCAGGAGAGCUGUGGUGCUCGGUGAAUUUUUUUAUGUGUGUCAAAUUUUUUGUGACUUUUGUUUUGGUGUCGUCCUUGCGAGAGGAAGUCUGAAUGGAAGCACUUUAUUUUUUAUUUCGUUGCGACUACAGAACAGUGUUCCACAGAACCGCAGAGCUCAAUAGUCUUGGGUAGCUUGUCUUUUUAAUACCCGCAGGCGCGUUUUCAUGCUCUUUACUUGUGUCUGUAUGUAGAUAGGACAUGUCUGACCAUGGUACUCCACAGAACAAGUGAACGGUUGGUUAUUUCAAGAGUGCAGUUAUUAGUACAGUAGUGAAUAGUAACGUGGCUAGAUUUCCAAGGAUCACGGUCGUAACACGUCCACAAUAUCGGUCUAGAUAUCAUUUCUUGUUUGUAGUCUAGAGCUCAAUAUUGUCGUUGGACUUUUGUGUAAGUGUUGAGUAAAAUAUGAAGUAUUCAAACCAACACAGCAGACAUGGGUUGAAGUAAAACAGGGAUCUUAUAAGGAACUGUUCAGUGGUCUGUUCUCCAUCCGGCAGACCAAAUUUCAUUUCGUUUGCAUUUAAUUCAGUCCUGCAUUUCAUCAGUAACAAUCAGAAUGUCUUCGUAUCCGGCGUGACUAAAUAUAGAUGGCGAAACAUUUCAUAGAUGGACGCGUAUUUCAUAAAUUCAGUCUGAUUUGAUUUAUCUUUUCCUCUCAGUGCAGUAAUGGUUGGGAAUUAAACAUGCUGAAGAAACUAGAUAAACUGAGUCACGUUUUUGAUUCCAUGUGAUUAGAUGGAACUGAACUGAAGCUUUUCCUUCAGCCACUCUUAGCUCAUGACCUUUUCUUUAGUGUCUUAAUUGCCAAACAAGGUAGACCAUCAAUUACAGCAAAUCUAUUGUUCAGUAUAAUGUUCUCCAACCAAAGAUUUUGUGUCAUUCUGCUAUUCUUCAUACGAAGUAAUGAAUUUUGCCAUAAAGUAUAGUCACUGUGACAUUACAGUAUGCUUUGCGUACUGAUGUCAUGCAGGAACACAACUGGUGUAAAACCUUCUUUGCCAGGAUUUAUAGGCGAGCAUCUAAGAAAGCAGGCUUUUUUUUCUCCCCGGAAGAUGCUUUUUUGGUCUCUUUUUAACAAAGCUUAAGGUUUUUUUCUGUAACAAAGCUCACUCUGCUUAGGAUUUACAUUUAACUGACUAUGCCAGCAAUACUUAUUCUUUAUGCUGAAUGCCUUACAGCGCAUCCUAAAUGAAUCAACACUCCCAUCCUAAAAAAGACUUGCUACUGUAGACUCACAAUUGUACAUUCGUUUGUUUGCAACUACUGCCAGUGCUGAUGAGCUGCUAACAUACUGUGACUAGAUUUUAUUUGGAACACUGGGAUUUUCUGUGAUUGGCCAAAUCCUUGAUGAUUAUUGAUUGGCCAAAUCCUAGAUAGGCUUUAUUUUGCCAUAUAAUAGAAAAGACCAGAGCAAAGCAUCUGAGUGCAAUUAACUGCAAAGAUAAGCCUUCAUCCUGUGUUUUUGCUUUGUUGCGUUUGAUCUUGUGAUUUUUUUUUUUUGAGUGAAAUCUGUUUUUGUGAAGAGUGACUGCUCAAUGUUUAUACUUAAAUUAUUUAUGAAAUAUAGUGUAUUGUUAGAGAAGGUCCAUAUUCUUGCUGUUUGGAGGGAAAAAAAAGAAAAAAAAACAUUUCAGACGUGAUUGUACUGCCACCUAGUGGACCACCGUUGUUACAUCAGUGUUUUAGUAAUGUUCUGGAUGCGUUGACUGAAAACAAGGAGAAAAAAAAUGUGUUUUAUUUAAAAACAUUAAAAGAAAAUACAUACAUUGUA